AAGAUUCAAUGAUAAUAUUAAUAAUAUUAAUAUUUUAAUAUAAUAAAAUUAUUGUUAAAAACAGUAUUAUCUUUUCAAUACUUAAAGAAUGAGAGGUAGAGAUUACUUUUUUUCAAAUUCUGAGAAAAAUUUAGAAACUGAUAAAUUAUUAUUAAUUGGGCGCGCAAACGAAAUUUUCGUGCGUCUUAUCAAUUACAAUUCGAUAAGAUUAAUAUUGAUAAUAAAUAUUGUCCACAUUCAAAAAUACCUAGAAAACAAAACUGCGUUAUUCAAUAUACUGUAAAGCAUGUCAAAUUCUUUAAGAGAAAUUUUCCAAAAAACUGAUCCUCGUGUCCAAACUUUGGGUGAUUAUAAAAAAUCAAUUAACAACAAUAAAAAUGUUAAUUUUAAAGAAAAUCAUAAUGAAAGACACGAGACAGAAAUGCAUUUAUGGGAUGUAUUCAAACAAUUUCCUCCCCGACCAAAAAGUGGUUCAACAGUCGAGCAUAAGGGCUACGAAUUUUUCAUAAAGUGUCUAAAAGUGUUUGUUUAUUUAAUUAUCUUCUCAGCAAUUCUCUCCUUCAGUGUGAUUUCAAAGUUUACCAUUCUUUUCGCUACUACGAAUAUUAAUUUAGAAUCCGUUCAUUUUUGCAACUCAGAUGAGAACAAAUCGUCGGAUGAGAAACUUUUAGCAAAUUUACCACAAAGUGGACGUAUCGCGUGGAUGUGGUGUAUAAUAAUGGCUUUCAUCAUACCGGAAGUCUUAGGAAUAAUUAGCGCAAUCAAAGCUUGUAUAUUCAAGAAUAUUAAAAUGGAUGAAUUCCCUUCAUUCGUAAAUUUUGUAUUUUCAAUUUUUAUUGAAAUUUUACACAGCGUGGGAAUGGCUUUAUUAUUUUUAGUUUGUCUGCCAAAUCUCAAUGUUCUUCAAGCUGCUUCUAUUAUGAGUUGCAUCUGUUUCGUACCCAGUUUACUUGCUUUCAUUGGAACUGGUACCAAAUAUUAUUAUAGUCGACAGUUAAAAAAUCUUCUUCCUGUUUUGGCAGAUGGCUUUGCAUUUGCUUUACAAAUUACAGGAUUAUUAGCAAGCAUUUUUUUUCAACAUAGAGACAGAUCUGAAUCAAUGUACAUUCUUCCAGUAGCUUUGAUUUUAUCUUCACUUCGUUGGUGGCCAAAUUAUGUUUCCUCCGAAGGAAAGUCAGAAUCUUGGUUGAGUAAGAUAAAAAAUGACUUGGAGCCAACACGAUUUUGCCUGCAAGGUGUCACAGCGAUUGUUAGGAUAAUUGUUUUCAUAAUGAGUGCUCUCUUAAUUGCCUACUUUAAGAAUUACGAUUUAACUCAAUUUUUUAACGGUUUUUUGGUAAAGGAGUACAGUAUUCCAGUUACAAAUUCUGCAGGAACAACAGUAAUAUCGCUGAAUAAAAGCUCCUCCGUACAAUUUAAUUUUCUAAUCAUACAUGCCUUCAGCAGUGUCUUCGCUUAUGCAUUUGGCAAAUUUGCGUGUAAAACUUUAAUGCACAAAUUUGGAUUUGCAUUACCACUUGUACUAUCAACACCGACUAUUAAUAUUAUUCUACUUUUCGGUUAUAUUUCAAGGGAGAAAAAUACAUGCGCUUUCCAUGGAUUUAUUCCCGAUUAUCUAUUUUUCGAUGUUCCUUAUUUAGAAUCAUUUGAAAUGAUCGUUUCGGAAUGGUACCUUUGGCUAUCGAUUUUCUUGUGGAUUUCACAAGUGUGGAUUACGUUUCACACGUGGACAUCUAAUUGUGAAAGAUUAGCAAAAGCAGAACAUAUUUUUGUUAUUUUAACUUAUGAUUCUCUCAUUAUCGAUCAAUGCUUAUCCCUAAAUCGAAGACGAGAGAGAAAACUUAAAUAUACCGGAGUUCCACUAAAGAAGGACAAUGAUGUUAAAGUCGACGAAAGCCUCACGUUUAUAAAAGUCUGUGCAACAAUGUGGCAUGAAACGGAAAAUGAAAUGAAUAAAUUGAUUAGCAGUAUAUUAAGAUUAGACAGAGAUAAUUGCGCUAUGAGAGUUGUUCAGGAACAUUUUGACGUUCGCAUUCCAGAUUACUAUGAUCUUGAAGGUAAUAUUUAA
Molecule: messenger RNA, 2068 nt
Organism: Leptopilina heterotoma
Lineage: Eukaryota; Metazoa; Arthropoda; Insecta; Hymenoptera; Figitidae
Product: chitin synthase chs-2-like
Exons: 7
Coding region: 287-2068 (593 amino acids)
Cellular component (GO): cell septum; cell periphery
Molecular function (GO): chitin synthase activity
Source: RefSeq, a predicted model, not a curated record